UUGUGUUAGUUUCAGUUAAUUUCUUCUAUGCUACGUGUGUAACAGUUGUACAAUUAUUAUCAGUGAUUGUUAUUAUUUUGGCUUGCAGCCUGUGGCUUUCUGCGAUGCUAAUUCGGAAGCACUGUUUUAAAGUUCGACAAGCUUGUGUUUAAUCAGUUCAUUGCGAUUCUCUACGGUUUUGAUGAAACAAUCCAACGCGAGUGGCGGUUAUCUGUUGUGUGAGUCGACUGGUGAAGAAACAAACGUGUGAAGGAAUCCAAUUAUGUAGUGGCAAGCAUAGAUUUCUAUGUUUGGUCGAAAAGGCCAUUAUUGAAAAAAUGUAAUGUGCUAAUGAAAAGAAGUAUUUUAAUGCUUUUACACCAGCAAUGGAAGCGCGCAAUUGAAAAAGUGAAGUGAACGUAAAAUCAAAUAAAUCAGCGUGAUUUGUAACCAAUUAGUGCCGUUUAUGGGAGAAAAUCAUCGUACAAAACACCAAAGUUUUAAGUGUAAAUGUCCAAUAAACGUUAAUAGUGCCCAAUAAUGCUACAAGCAGCCGAAACGUCGUUUGCCUCAACUGAAUCGUCUCGGCGACGAUCAACAUUUUAUGUACCCCUGAACUCGGAUGCCUCCUGUCACGAACCGAACGGAGAUGCUGGUACAGCAUCGAUGCCGGCUGCGGAUGAUUUCUCGAAACGAUCUUUAGAGCGAAUUUACAAUCCGGAUCUCAGUGCCUGCAGCUUCGACUGGAGCCUAGACGAUUCACUGAACUCCUCCAACAACCUGCUGGGAGGCAGCGAAAGGGAAAACAAACUGAAACGAUAUGGCAUUGUUUUAAAUGCCAGCGUCAAUAUCGAUGAUGAUGAGACCACGUGCCAUCAGAAGCAAAGCAACACCUCCACGCCGAUUCGGUUGCUGAAAUCACGUAGCCGUAACAACAUUCUCAAUCUGCCCGAGAAACCCGGGCUGGUUCCAUCGCCAGCGAAGGAAAAGUCGAAAACUUUACCGCAAAAUCUGUCGCCCGCCAAUACGUUUCCGCCAAAAAGUUCGUUCCUGUUAAAAUCAACGCCGAAGAUUUCACUCAACUACUCCUCGGAUGCCGGUGUUGGCGGUGGCGGCGUCGGUGGAAGCGCGGUCCCUUCUCCUGAUCAAACCUCAUCGCCAUAUUCGGCACUCAGUCCGAAGAAGUCAUUAAGUUUCAUCAGGCGGACGCAUUCUACCAAACUGUCCCGAAGCAACUCUCUGCUGAAAAGUCUCACGUCCAAAUGUGUGGAUCAGAGCGUAGACAAUCUCAAUCUACUUAAAAUAGUCGUUAAAGAGUUAGAUUACACACGGCUGGAGAAAUUCAUACAAUCGGGUGAAAAGGCGGAUGAAAUGAUUCGCGAUAUGUUUCUUCGCUGUAAGGAUGACAAAGACGAGGAAAGCGGCGUUCAUUCUGACACAUCCUACGAAAAGGCAUGCCGAAGAGGGUCAGCACCAAGCACACCCAUUUUGGGACAAAAAUCUGAAUCCACCUCCCGCUUUACCAACUUCUUCUCGAAACGUUCCUUCCGAUCGAACCCGCUGAAGCGAACUAAAUCCGUCACCAAGCUGGAGCGUUCGAAGCGCGGUCAGGGUGGCUUACGGGGUUCGCGGUCGCACGAGAGCCUACUCUCCAAUCAUGCUGUGAUGUCCACCAUCGAUCUAUCCUGCAUCGGUGCAAUCGGAGUGGUUCCGGUACAUGCCUCCGUGCUCGGCCGAAGACACUGCUUCCAGGUGCGGGGUGGUCCUCGCGGUGAGCGGUACUACAGCUGCGGAUCUCGACAGGAGCGGGAUCUUUGGAUAUACAGUUUGCGCAAAUCGAUUGCACCCAACGCUGAGAACACCAGGCGAAUGGACAACUCACUCAAAAUGUGGGUGUAUGAAGCCAAAGCACUGCCACCGAAGAAGAAAUACUUCUGCGAGAUUAAUCUCGACAAAACUUUGUAUGGACGAACGUCCGUGAAAUUACGUACCGAGCUACUCUUCUGGGGUGAGUACUUCGACUUUCCGGACGUGCCGGAUAUAAACGUUAUAACGGUUAACGUUUACCGGGAAGGCGAAAAGAAGAAAAAGCGAGAUAAACAUGCACUGGUGGGCUGCGUGAAAAUCCCAAUCCACGAGGUAACCUCCCGGACAUUCUCCGAAGAUUGGUACCCGAUCAUUGCGGAAAAGCACGAUAGUAUCAGCAAAAACUCUUCCAAAGAACCCAUUCCUACGUUAAGGAUAAAGUGUCGCUUCCAAAGCAUAGAUAUUCUUCCCAUUGGAGUUUACCAGGAGUUUCUGGAUUACCUGAAAGAAAAUUAUAAGAAAGUUUGUGAAAUCUUGGAACCUGUGAUUGGCGUGAAAGCUAAGGAAGACAUAGGACAAGCGCUGGUUUUGCUGAUGCACGCACAGGGCAUGGCAGCGGCGUUUUUGACCGAUGUCGUCGCUUUAGAUUUGCUACGCGUAGGCGAUCAACGGUUAACCUUCAGGGGCAACUCACUUGCCACUAAGAGUAUGGAAGCUUUCCUCAAACUGACCGGCGAACAGUAUCUACAGGACACUCUCUCCGCUCCAAUAUCGGAAAUAAUCUCUUCAGAUCGCGAUUGUGAAGUAGAUCCUCUGAAGGCAAAUGGCUCCUUGUCCCGUCAGCAGCAAGCACUAAGAAAUGCGGUGAAAACUGCUUGGAGCAGUAUUGUAGACAGCGGCAAAAACUUUCCAAUGCAACUGAGAGAUUGCUUCUCUACAUUCCGCGAGCGAUUGCAGCUACUCGAUCGUGAGGAUAUGGCUGACAAUCUGAUCAGUGCGUCAAUUUUCCUACGCUUUCUCUGUCCGGCAAUCCUGUCUCCUAGUCUUUUCAACAUCACCAAUGAGCUUCCCUCUGCGCGAGCAACCCGUAAUUUGACGCUUGUCGCCAAGACCCUGCAAACGUUAGCCAAUUUCACGCGCUUCCAAGGCAAGGAAAAUUUCAUGGAGUUCCUCAAUGAUUUUCUGGAACAGGAAGCUCCCCGAAUGAAACAAUUCCUCCACAGUAUUUCAACCCGUACCGAAUCCCCACUGCAGGAAAGCAUCCUCGAUUGGGCUGGUUACAUUGAUCAAGGCAAGCAACUCUCGAUUCUGCACACUUUACUUGCCGAGAGCAUUCAAAAGAUUCCCACAUCGAAGCAAAUAGACUUGCACCCUCUUCCGGCGAUUCUAGAAGCAAUCACCAUUGCCAAGGAAACCAACAACUUCAUCACCACUCAGCAACAAAACCCUCAACCGCAGCCGCAUCCGAACAAGGAGAACCAUAACACGGUAACCGUACCAGUUAAGCAAACUGCCGAGCGAGGAAUCAUUCGUGGCGUUCUGACACCAACCUCGCUAGAGAAGAACAUCUUCCGUUAUAACGAUCCGACGGUUCGACCGCUGCUGAGCCAAAACCAAAGUAUGAACUCUCUGCAACACUCGCACUCCACCUCAAGUAUUAAUUCCGCCACCAACCUGCACGUAGUAAGUGCAAAUAUUCAACAUCACAACGUUUCCAGUACCAAUUCCAACGAGAGCAAAUAUCAGUACCCAAUUGGCAGUAUUCGAACGUACGGAACCGUUUCGCAGUACUACCCGAACAAUUCGAACAAUAUUGGCAGUCUGAAAAAUGAGAAAGAGAAAAGUCCGGUUUUGAACUGUGGCAUUCGGGCUAGUACCCUGCCCCGGAACAAUAACGUCACUGUCAGCAACGGUAGCAUCAGCAAUGAAACGGAUGAUCAUACCAACGCAAACAACCUCAUUCAGAUUGGUUUCGAUCCAAGCAAUCCUUUCAAUCGGAAAAGUCCCACCCCUUUGCUGAAGUCCACGACGGUACAUAUCAACGGCAGUCGAAGCCGAAAUCUGAACGGCUCCCAGCUGAGCUUGCUUUCGGAUCUCGGUAAAAACCCGCUUAGUCUCGGAAUCCCCCACAGCGACAUGGUAACGAGUAGCACUCCAACACCGGCAGUCCCUGCAUCGAAUCCAUCAAACAUGCCCAUGAGCUUGGAUGAUCUGGAAGAUCUGCUGAACUACGCCGACGAACAGGGAGUUACGGAAAAUCAAAAGGGAGGAAAAGAACAACUGACCGGCAAAGGAAGCAACAUAUCGAUCGGGCAAAUUUCCAACAUUUGCAGUUCCGGUUACCAAAGCAUCACAACACAAUCUCAGAGCUCGAGUCCGGUGGAACUCGGACAGCAGCAAAUUGAAUACGUAACGAAUAAAGUUCCACCCCCGAGAAAGAUAAGCAACAACAAGUACGGAUACAUUAACCAGCAACGGUACACUCCAGCAAGUAACACGGCAACCGUAUCCAGCUUGACGUGCAUCAACAAUAACAAUAACAAUAAUAAUAAUGAUCAAGAUAGUCAGUAUGCUCCUCUGGGAUACAAAAAUGCUCUGUAUCAUCAAAGUACCAAUGUUAGUGCUGGGACUGCACUAAAUGCGUACAACAACAAUUUAAUUAUUGGCUCGAACGCCGGAGCUGGAGGCAAUGGAGGUCUUGUAGGCGGAGUAGGCAGUGCCUAUAAAAGUCAUCUCAGUACGAUUGGAAGCGGCGGUAAUCUGCACACGUCCAGCAGCGAUGAAAGGUUAAGCAAUAACGAUAACUAUCGGGAUAUAGACUCGUUAAACACUGGGAAUGGAAACGUUUUCGAAUCAUUCGGUGGGCUGCACGGAAGGCGACUUGGCAGCAGUCGAAUGCCACGGACUAAUCCACUGAUGCAGUAUAAACGCGAAGAACCGUUGGAGAUGCAACCGAUUAACAGUUAUACUAACACCAACAAUAGUCGGGAUCAUCACAACCACCACCACAGUAGCAGCGGAGGAGGAGCAAGCAAUCGUUACCAGCGCAGGAUGAGCAUCGAUUCCGGUCGUACUCUCUCCGAUAGCUCUACCGACACGGAAAGUGGUUCCAAACAGCACCCGUCUUCGGUUGCAUUCAACGGUCACGUCGGUCUCGGUGGGGCGCUGAGCAGUCACCUAGAUAAUAAACGCCGUCAUCGUACCAGUACCAGUAAAUCGGUCGAACAAUGCGAACGAGAAAUCCAGCGGCUUCAGGCAUCAGUGGACGAACUGCGACAGAAGCUGGAGGAAUCGGAACUGAAGGAGGUCGCCGAAGAUUUGGAAGCCAUUUCGCACCACAGUGACACCAAGAUUCGAAGCAUUAUUGGGCGUCUGCUGGCAAUGGAAGAGGAACUCCGACGGGAGCAGUACAAAAUGUCGCUUGUACUAACGCACAAGCAGCGCGUUAUCGAGGCACAAGGACAGCAAAUUGCCGCCCUGGACGCGGCAAACAAUCGGCUCCUAACGGCUUUAUCCAGCUUGCGGAAUCGUUACGAAAAUCAGUCAAACCAAAGUGACACCAGCUCACCGCAACCAACCAAUGCCAGUGCGUCCUCCUGCUAAACAAAUACAUAUAGCUCUCUCUCACUUUUUAGCAGACUUUCCAGGAUGCAAAUUCCAAAUUUUAAAGUGUCGAUUUGUUAGAACAAACUUGGAAAUCAAACAAAAUGCAAUGGUCGAAUUGAUUUGAAAGAAUAUUCUGUAAAUAAUCGUAACAUGUAGAAGCUUUGAAUUAUACAUACUCUACGUUUAAGAUUUUAAAUUAUUUAUUGUACAAUAUGAUGCACCCUGAAACAUGUAUUAUUCAGCAGGAAGUUUUAAGAAAUGAUAAUUGUCUAUCAUUAUUAGUUUUUACCCGUUUUAAGUAGUUGUUGAGUGAAGCACAACUGAUUCAUAGUUAGAUCAAACACCAAUCGACUCUACUAAUUCGUCAAAUGAUAUAUUCACACAUGUUGAGUAAAUGCUGCCACCCUAACAAACGAACCACAGUGCAUAAAAUCUGCUGACUGAAAACUAACCAGACGCCAAUGGAAAAGCAAAUUGACUGCCUCAAAUUAAUAGUUUAUUGUCUUAACAAAAAAAAACUAUAUAGUAUCGAUCAGUUCGAACGUCUCUAACGACUCAUACCGAACAAAGUUUAUAUGCUUUGUCCCAACUUUGACGCUCUGGUCGUCUAAAUGGUGAUGUUUCUUUUUCGUUGUUCGCGUAUCGUUACGAAAUAGUAAGAGCAAUUCCGUAAACUUAUCCAAUGUAACCAAAGAAUCAUUUCAUAUAUAAAAUAAGCGAUCAAACCGAUCUUCAGUUCAGUUUAUUGGUAGUUUAAAACACAAUUCCGUACAUCUUGAGAGCGCAAAUUCAGUUCAGUUUUGUUAGAAAAUUACACACAUAUUAUAGCCUUUUGGUAUAGAGUUUCCGUUCCUCGUUUGUUUUGUGCACUAUUUUUCUUCAAUUCAAUCCAAAUUGAGUUGUUUAAUAUGUACGGAUGAAUUGUUUUUGUGUAUGAAUGAAUACUUUCUCAUAAGUAAACCACACCACUAUACUUGCAGUAGGGGGUUCUGUAAUCAAGAAAUAUAUGAACU
This is a messenger RNA of Sabethes cyaneus, 6404 nucleotides long. It is a transcript of the gene raskol, whose product is annotated as ras GTPase-activating protein raskol. Gene Ontology annotation, biological process: regulation of GTPase activity. NCBI's taxonomy places the organism in Eukaryota, Metazoa, Arthropoda, Insecta, Diptera, Culicidae. Bases 520 to 5388 code for a protein of 1622 amino acids. The transcript is spliced from 6 exons. The record is from RefSeq and is a predicted model, not a curated record.